AAAAAAGAAGUAUCACGUAAAUUAGCGAGCUAGCGUUGUCCACUCGUCCCACUCUCGUCCCACGUCGUCCUUUCGAUCGCGAUUCGGUCAGGUUGCGAGCCGGAAGACCGGGAGAAUCGGUUAGGACGGUUAGACCCGUAUUCUCUCUUCGCAAAGAGCAGGGUCUCAGCAUGCCACGAAAGCGUCUUAAUAAAGCAAAGGUUGAUUCUCCCAAAGCUAAACCUGGUAAGAAAACAGAAAAAUUAAAUGAAAAUGGAGCUUCAGUUAAAAAACGUGCGAAUGAUACAAACGAUGAACCUACCCCAAAGAGGCUGAAAACCGAUUCGAAGGGAUUAAAAAGCGCCGACAAAGGUGAUUCAUCUACCGCGAAGAAGGCGAAGAAUGAACCCAAGCAGAUGCUAAAUAAAACGGAUACGAACUUGGAUGAGAUAGAUUUUGGAUGUACGAAGUUAAACGAGGAAGGAAAGAAGUAUAAUCUGAAGAUCUGUACUUGGAAUGUUUCUGGGGUCCGGGCUGUUAUCAAAAAACAUGGAGCUGACUAUAUUGUAAAAGAAGAUCCAGAUAUAAUUGCUUUGCAAGAAACCAAAUGCGACAAGGAUAAGAUGCCAGAUGAAGUCAAAUUGUCAGGAUAUCAUCACUAUUUUCUUGACAGUAAGAAAUCAGGUUAUUGUGGAGUCGCUUUGUUUAGCAAGGAAAAGCCGAUUUCUGUGAAAUACGGUUUAAAUGAUUCUACCUUUGACAGCGAAGGCAGAAUGAUCACGGCGGAGUUCCCAGAAUUUUUUGUGAUUAAUGUUUAUGUGCCAAAUGCCGGACAGAAGUUGGUGACAUUACCAAAAAGAUUGGAAUGGAAUAAAGCAUUCAAGAAAUGGAUUGAGGAAUUAGAUCAAAAGAAGCCUGUUAUCAUAUGCGGCGACAUGAAUGUAGCUCAUCAAGAAAUUGAUUUAAAGAAUCCCAAAACAAACACUAAAAAUGCUGGUUUUACUAAAGAAGAACGAGAUGAUAUGACCGACUUUUUAGCUGCCGGAUUUGUUGAUACCUUCAGAUUAUUAUAUCCCGAAACAGAGGGUGCAUAUACAUUCUGGUCGUAUUUUGCCAAUUCACGCGGUAAAGAUAUUGGAUGGCGACUAGACUAUUUCUUGAUAUCAGAACGGAUCAAAAAUAAAGUGUGCGAUAAUAUUAUAAGGAAGCAAGUUUAUGGCAGCGAUCAUUGUCCUGUAAUACUUUACAUUAAUUUGUAAUUUGUAACAAUAAUAAAUAUGUAACACGUUCCAUUGUAUGAAAACCUCAGAGUGAAACUUUUAUCGUGUGUGAAUGCAAACUUAUAUAAACGAUUAAUUACAUUUUAUUUUAAAAAAA
Molecule: messenger RNA, 1356 nt
Organism: Temnothorax curvispinosus
Lineage: Eukaryota; Metazoa; Arthropoda; Insecta; Hymenoptera; Formicidae
Gene: Rrp1
Product: exodeoxyribonuclease-like
Exons: 8
Coding region: 171-1238 (355 amino acids)
Biological process (GO): base-excision repair
Cellular component (GO): nucleus
Molecular function (GO): double-stranded DNA 3'-5' DNA exonuclease activity; DNA-(apurinic or apyrimidinic site) endonuclease activity; endonuclease activity
Source: RefSeq, a predicted model, not a curated record